Molecule: messenger RNA, 1206 nt
Organism: Dictyostelium discoideum AX4
Lineage: Eukaryota; Evosea; Eumycetozoa; Dictyosteliales; Dictyosteliaceae
Exons: 4
Coding region: 1-1206 (401 amino acids)
Molecular function (GO): ligase activity
Source: RefSeq, a predicted model, not a curated record
AUGGAUUCAUGUAACCCAAAUAACCCAGCAGUAAAAAGAAUCCUAAGGGAGAUACAAGAACUUAGAAAUGAUACAAAUCCAGAUUACAAAGCAUUUCCUUUAGAGGACAAUAUAUUUGAGUGGCAUUUUACAAUAAGAGGACCACAAGAUUCAGAUUUUAAUGGUGGUAUUUACCAUGGUAGAAUUAUUUUACCAUCUGAAUAUCCAUUCAAACCACCAAAUAUUGUAUUAUUGACACCAAAUGGUAGAUUUGAAACCAAUGUAAAGAUUUGUUUAACUGUAUCAGCACACCAUCCAGAACAUUGGCAACCAUCUUGGAGUAUUAGAACAGUUUUAGUUGCAUUAAUUGGAUUUAUGCCAACAGAAGGAAAAGGUGCAAUUGGUGCUAUUGAUUUACCAACAAAAGAUAGAAAGGAAUUAGCAUUAAAAUCAUUAGAUUGGAAAUGUACAAGAUGUGGUUCACAUAAUCGUUUUGCUUUGGGUCAACCAGUUAAUAGUAAUAAUAAUAAUAAUAAUACAACCACCACUACAACAACAACUACAACAACAACAGCAGCAACAGAAACCACAGUUACAGCUAUUACUAAUACCUCAACAAAUACUACUACUACUACUAAUAAUAAUAAUAAUAAUGAUAACAAUAAUAAUAAUGAUAAUGAUAGUGGUGAUAUUAAAAAUGAAGAUCAAGAUUACAAUGAAAAACUACAAGAGGAAGAAACUAAACAAAAUACAGAAACUUAUUAUGAAGAGGAAGAAAUAGUCAAUAACAACAAUGAACAAGAUAAUGAAGAUAAUGAACCAAUAGAAGAUAUGGUAAUGAAAUCACUUGAUAAUUUACCAACACAAAAUAUUUCAAUUGGUGCUUCUGGUGGCAGUGGAGCAUCAAUACAAUUAAAUACACCAACAAUUGGUGUUAUCACUGAAAAUAAUAAAAAUAGUAACAACAACAACAACAACAACAACAACAACAGCAAUAAUAACAAUAAAAAUGACAAUAUAGCGCAAAAUAAUUCUCAAACACCCUCCGCCACACAAAAACCAACAACUACUUUACAAAACCCACAACAACCACCACAACUACAACAACAACCAAUAAUUCAACAACAAAGAACAAUUUUAAACCCAUCCACCAUUCAAAUUGAUAGAAUGAUUGUAAUUUUAUUUACCCUUCUUGUGGCACUUGCCAUAAAGAGAUUAUUUUCCUAA